Molecule: messenger RNA, 2318 nt
Organism: Bombyx mori (domestic silkworm)
Lineage: Eukaryota; Metazoa; Arthropoda; Insecta; Lepidoptera; Bombycidae
Gene: Ublcp1
Product: ubiquitin-like domain-containing CTD phosphatase 1
Exons: 5
Coding region: 26-1189 (387 amino acids)
Biological process (GO): protein dephosphorylation
Cellular component (GO): nucleus
Molecular function (GO): protein serine/threonine phosphatase activity; protein binding
Source: RefSeq, a predicted model, not a curated record
AAUACAAAAGAUUAGACUGUAUGGUAUGAUAUCUUCGCUUUACCAGUUGAAAAAACGGAACCACUACCACAGUCAGUGUCAUUGUCAAAUCCGAAUCAUCAAAAUUUGUUUUGUUUAUGUGUCAUGUUGUUGUAGUCACAGCUUUUUAGAUAAAAGUUAUUCACAAAAAAUGUGCGAUAUAAACGAUAAUCCUAUAAAAUUAAGCGUAAGAUGGAAUGGUAAAGAAUUUGAAAUACCGGAACUGUCGCCUUCGGAUUCCGUCGCGAUGUUGAAAAUCGCUAUAGAAAAUGCCACGGGCGUACGGCCGGACAGACAAAAGUUACUAAACGUAAAGUUUGAAGGUAAAGUAGCAACAGACAAUUGUACACUGGCCGAUCUAAAUCUCAAGCCCAAUUUGAAAAUUAUGAUGAUGGGUUCAUUAGAAGAGGCCAUAGUGGGUGCAAGGACCAAACCAGAAGUGGACGAUGUUGUUAAUGACUUGGACAUUGAAGAGGAAGAGGUUGAUGUUGAGAAUCAGGAGGUGUAUAUAGCAAAAAUUAAUAAACGCAUACGUGAUUACAAAAUCAAUGUACUGAACGAACCUCGUCCCGGGAAGAAACUACUAGUGCUAGAUAUUGAUUAUACGCUCUUUGAUCACAGAUCUGUAGCUGAAACCGGAUACGAACUAAUGCGACCGUUUCUCCAUGUGUUUCUGACAUCGGCAUACGAGGAUUAUGACAUUGUGAUUUGGUCAGCAACCGGGAUGAAAUGGAUCGAAGAGAAGAUGAAACUCCUCGGAGUAACCGGUCAUCCAGAUUACAAGAUCAUGUUUUAUCUAGAUUAUCUCGCGAUGAUAACGGUUCAUACCGCCAAAUAUGGUACUAUUGAUGUCAAACCUCUAGGCGUGAUCUGGGGAAAAUACCCCCAGUACAGUUCGAAAAACACAAUAAUGUUUGACGACAUACGAAGGAACUUCAUUAUGAACCCAAAGAGUGGCCUCAAAAUUAGGCCGUUCAGGCAAGCGCACCUCAACCGGGACAAGGACCGGGAGUUGCUCUACCUAUCGACUUACCUCAAGGAUAUCGCACAGAAUUGCGAGGAUUUCGACCAGCUGAACCACAAGAAGUGGGAGAAAUACAAGCCCGACAGGAAACUCCAGGCGGGCAGUAAAAGGAAAGCGGAAGAUUCGCCCUCCAAGCCGAGGGAAUGACGGUAGUUUGACGUUUUUUUUUAGUGUGGUUUUUACGUUCUAAGGUUGGGAGGUGAUUUAGCCUGUAUUUUUUUUUAUUGGCGAACGUCCAAGUGGCAAAUUGGCCAGUGGUUCGUUUAGUGUUUUAUGAAUAUCAUAUGUACCGGGUGUAACGGAAUCGUUCUCUACAAACGUCACCUUAAAUUCGUGAUACAUGGCGAGCAAAUGAUAUUAGUUUUUUUUUUUUAGUGCCAAGUAUCAUCCUCGAGCUGUCUUCGUUAUGGGGAGAAGAUUCUUUAGAUCCGGUAUUUUAAACUUUGCCUUUUAUACCUCGAUCGAUACGACUUCAUGAAUAAUAGCAAUAGUUGAAACGGUAGCUUAGCGUUUCCUCAGAAGGGGCGGGGGAUCCUGUCGUGUAGAGUACUUAGCCUUAUCCUGCCGCGAACCAGUGAUGCGUUCGGGUUUGAAGGACGCAACAGCUUUAUUCAAUGCAACUGAAUUUUCGGCUUCAUAUCUUGAGCUGGAUGGCGGAAUUCAGGUUGUGAUUUGUAUAAGCUUCGGUGACCUCUAAGCCGUGAGCCAUCUAACCAGCUACAGAAAUAACAAGAAAGAUUUUCCAUUAUCACAAAAUACCUGUGAUGAAAUGACCUUCUCGCAAUUUAAGCACAAAACAAAGUAAUGAUUGUUGUAAGUGUUAAUUUUUCUACAAAUUAACGGAUCUCAAACAGCCUUGAAGGAUUUGACGAGGAGCCCUUCUCACCAAACAUCACGUUUCUAAACUAUAUAUCAUGUCUAAUAUAAUCUAUACUACCACUAAUUCUAUUCUAACUUACUAUAUAUGUGUAAUAUAAUCUAUGCUAGUAAAAAAUAAUUGUAACUUCAACAUUUUCUCAUGCAUUUUACUCAGAUCAUGCAACUUGACAUGACAAACUAAAAAAAAAACCUGUCAAAUAUGUGUGUCAGUGUCACAAGUGUAGACAUUUCUUAAACGAGAGAGACAAACUAUAUUCUGACAUUUUCUUUUUCAAUUCCAAUGAAAGAACUGCCGUUUCUAAUUUAGUAUAAUGCUAUUCGAAUGAUAUUAGACUUAAAUAAGCAUUUAAUGCAAUUGUAUAAUUUAUAAACGAAUAAAGAUACUUUUUUUUUGUAA